Molecule: messenger RNA, 1586 nt
Organism: Aspergillus ochraceoroseus IBT 24754
Lineage: Eukaryota; Fungi; Ascomycota; Eurotiomycetes; Eurotiales; Aspergillaceae
Gene: phoB
Product: regulatory cyclin phoB
Exons: 1
Coding region: 238-1488 (416 amino acids)
Biological process (GO): regulation of cyclin-dependent protein serine/threonine kinase activity
Cellular component (GO): nucleus; cyclin-dependent protein kinase holoenzyme complex
Molecular function (GO): cyclin-dependent protein serine/threonine kinase regulator activity; protein kinase binding
Source: RefSeq, a predicted model, not a curated record
CCUCUCGCUCUCUUUUGUAGAAAUCCCAUCCUUGCUAGCUUUCAUCUCAAUUUGAGGUGUUACUCUUAUCAUCCUCUUCAGUCUCUCCCAAGAGCUGAAUCUUCAGAUCAUGAUGUGUUUGUGCAUGACCUCUCCUUUGUCAAAAAGAACAGUAAUAUUACAAGGUUUCACAGCAUCCACCAGUCUCGUUGCAUCUCGUUCAGUCGUGCGCCCACGUGGUGGACUUGUUUGGCGGAGAUGCUAGUUUCCUCACCCUCACCUUCCGCCGCCCUUCGCCCAUCCCCUCGGGCCUCAGGCUCCUCUCCUUCAAUCCCCCAACCUCCACUUUCUCCUUGUUCACCCUUUUCUCGUCGUCCGUCGUCCUCCACUUCGGCCGCCGCCGCUGCUUUCGCCUACCAUAAUCAGCAUUAUGAGCCUGCCGCCAACCUCGCUACUGUGCCCAAUACUACCACGGGCCACUAUACGUCGCACUCGUCCCGUAUCGCCAUUGAGGAGCUCCGGUCGGCUCUAAAAAGACACACCGUUUCCCGCUCCCCCACUGUGCCCUCAGGGGAUCCUCCCUGCGGCCAUAUGUCCGCUGGGCAGUCGUCCCUUGGGGGCGGGAUUAGCGCCGCUCCCCUUGUUGAUCCUGCUGCUGCUUCUGUCCCCGAAUCGUCCUCCGAUCCCCCUACCAAUAACAGUUUUCCUCCUGUCUCUUCCGAUCCUCCCUCCGCUCCUCCCCUUACUUCUUCUAAUUCUGCUCCUGUGUCUGCCCCCAAACAGACUUCAUUGGCCACUUCUUCAAUGCCAGCUCCUACUACUACUACCACCACCGCCACCACUACCAGUACCACCACCAGCUCAGCGUCCAACAAGCGUAACAGCCCAAAUGGUCCUGUCAACAGCGGUGCGACUGUAGGAGGGCUGGUGGGCUCGGACCUGGAAGGCUCCCAAUCGAAGCGAUUGCGCCCUGCUAAGCCCGAGGUUAAGAAUCUUCCCACACGCUAUGAACUGGUCGACACCAGGGAUCUGGUCGUCCUUAUUUCAAGCAUGCUGAUGGAACUCAUCCGAUUCAACGACAAGAUCCCCCUGCAUCAAGGUCGGCUGACUCGAUUUCACUCGCGUACCCCACCUCGAAUCUCCGUCCAGGACUACCUCCAACGUCUUACCACCCACGCCACCCUUUCGCCUCCAAUCCUCCUGAGCAUGGUAUAUUACAUUGACCGGCUCUGUGCACUCUAUCCUGCAUUUACAGUCUCCAGUCUUACCAUCCAUCGUUUUCUCAUCACCAGUGCCACCGUGGCCUCAAAGGGGCUCAGUGAUAGCUUUUGGACCAACAAAACAUACUCGAGGGUUGGCGGAAUCAGCAUGAACGAACUGGCUCUCUUAGAGCUUGAGUUCCUUUUCCGUGUCGAAUGGCGUAUCGUCCCCCAACCAGAAGUGCUGGAUGACUACUAUCAGAGCCUGGUGGAAAGGUGCGAAGGGUUUGAAAUUCAUGCAGAUACUUGAGCUUCAGGUAAUUCUGUGGUUGUCUUUUCUUUUCUGUUCUUCUGUUUUCUUUAUGCUCCCAAUUGGUGUUGGAAAAAAAAAAAAAAAAAAAAAAAAAA